This is a messenger RNA of Volvox carteri f. nagariensis, 1485 nucleotides long. RefSeq lists its product as uncharacterized. Gene Ontology annotation, cellular component: endopeptidase Clp complex. Gene Ontology annotation, biological process: protein quality control for misfolded or incompletely synthesized proteins. NCBI's taxonomy places the organism in Eukaryota, Viridiplantae, Chlorophyta, Chlorophyceae, Chlamydomonadales, Volvocaceae. The coding region runs from base 229 to 1038 and encodes 269 amino acids. Gene Ontology annotation, molecular function: ATPase binding; serine-type endopeptidase activity; ATP-dependent peptidase activity. The record is from RefSeq and is a predicted model, not a curated record. The transcript has 8 exons.
UAAACCUAUUCUGCAUGGUAUUUAAAAAUUUUAGCAGCUGCUUUUUUGGUAUGUGGUAGGAGAGGUGCAAGGUCUGUUCAGCCGUGCAAGGAGCGGUGCAAGUGGUUCAAUCCAUAACAUAUUAUCCCCACAAAUUCUCUGUUCUACUGCUCGAUUGAAGUCAAAAGGCACCGACACAGCUUGAUGCAGAGUAUUCACGCCCGCUCGCGGGCGGCGUCCCAGCCCGUCAUGAACAGCACGACAGGCUAUAUAGGCGUCAAGCCGGCUGGCAAGGUCGCUGGCCUCGGCCGGAGCAAGCCACAGGGCUUCUGGCAAGUGACGCAUCAACAGAUAAGCUCCGCAAAGCGCUCGGGCGCACCCAAGCGUAAGGUCACCACGAUGAUGCCGGUGUCGGUACCGAAAGUGCUGGUGCGACCACCUGGCCAGAAGCAGAUGGAGUGGGUGGAUCUAUGGGAGGCCUACACGUACCAGAAGGUGGUCUUCAUCAAAGAAGCCAUCACGGAGGAGGUGGCGAACAACAUGAUUGCCCUGACUCUGUAUCUGGAUUCCUUAGAUAACAAGCGCAUCUACUACUGGCUCAAUUGCCCGGGAGGCGAGGUUGUUCCAACCCUCGCGCUGUACGACACGAUGCAAUACGUGCGCAGCAAGACGGCCACCGUAUGUUACGGGCUGUGCCUGGGUAUGGGGGGCUUUCUGCUGACCACGGGUGGCGAGAAGGGCUACCGGUUUGCCAUGCCGCACAGCAUACUCAUGAUGCACCACCCGUCAGGCGCCUCGCGAGGUCAAGCCUCGGAAAUGCAUAUCGAGUCUCGGGAGCUGGUCCGCAUGCGCGACUACCUGUCCUUGCUUGUAUCGAACUCCACGGGGCAACCCUACGACCGGGUUAUUCGAGAGCUGUCUCGCAACAAGUGGAUGGACCCGAAGCAGGCGAUCGAGUACGGCAUGAUCGACAAGGUCCUCACGACGCCCAUGCCGAAGCUGCCGUCGGGGCCAUCCUUUAAGUUUGAGCGGAAAAAUGAUGAGCUAAUUGGCUUGUAACCGACAGGAUGGGGAGCAGGGACAUUCCGUUUAAGUGCGCCUAGGGAGUGAGCGUGGCAGAGUAGCGGAGUGGCACACUGUAGACGUGUGUAAAUCGGCCAGGAGCGUGCCGGGAUUCCAAGGCCAGGGUUCAUGCAGGGUGACGGUGUUUAUGUAUUAAGCCUCCUGGCUGAUUACUGAACCGAAUGGUGGCAUAGCACUUUCUGCGCCGGAAUGGCCGCAUGUACGGCAAGGCGGAAGUGCGGCAGACGGCCGUUUUGUUUGUGUUGCAAUUGUACAUGUCCACGGCGGAUGAUCUUCACCAGAGUCUAAGAUGAGCUUUCGCUUUUGCCUGGGCCGCGCCCAGGUGAAGCAUUUUAAGACCGCGCUUCAGACUCUGAACAGAAUCGGUGGAGAGCUUUUAGUCGAAGCCGUACCUGAACAGGUGUGGUGAAAGCCAGGAAGUAU